Molecule: messenger RNA, 665 nt
Organism: Artibeus jamaicensis (Jamaican fruit-eating bat)
Lineage: Eukaryota; Metazoa; Chordata; Mammalia; Chiroptera; Phyllostomidae
Product: lymphotactin-like
Exons: 3
Coding region: 177-509 (110 amino acids)
Biological process (GO): cellular response to type II interferon; positive regulation of ERK1 and ERK2 cascade; cellular response to interleukin-1
Cellular component (GO): extracellular region
Molecular function (GO): chemokine activity; CCR chemokine receptor binding
Source: RefSeq, a predicted model, not a curated record
ACGUUGCAAAGACUUUCCACGAUUGCACACCCACCUCAGGAGCCCCCUCAUACCACAGGAAGUGCAUUGAUCAUCGUCGGGAUAAAAGAGACUCGGCAGCACCAGAAGCUCAUCCUCUCUUGGCUCAGCCCAGCUCAGCCCAGCUCAGCCCAGCUCAGCCCAGCAGCACCGCAGCCAUGCGAGCUCUAGUCCUGGCCCUCCUUGGCAUCUGCUGCCUCACCACCCAUGUCGUGGAAGGUGUGGGAAGUGAAGUCCUGGAGCAGAGAAUCUGUGUGAGUCUGACGUCCCGGCGCCUGCCCGUGCGAAACAUCAAGACCUACACCAUCCGGGAGGGGCCCGUGCGCGCAGUUAUAUUUAUCACCAGACGUGGCCUCAAAGUCUGUGCCGACCCCAAAGUCGAGUGGGUGAAGAAAGCAGUGGAAACCAUGGACAACAAAAGAGACACCAACCAGAGCAAGCCCGCGGGGACCCAGCAGCCCACCAGCACCGCGGUGGCCCGGGCUCGGUAGUGGGUUUGUCUGGCCGAUUUCUGUUUACAAGCUCAUGGACUCAUUAAAUUACACCCACCUUUUCUGAACGUACUGCCUGUGCCAGAUUAUUUUCUUGUAUUUUUAUUUUUUAUAUCUUUAUUAUUCACUUAGCUGCUCUAAUUAAUAAAUAUUUAU